Molecule: messenger RNA, 3621 nt
Organism: Closterium sp. Yama58-4
Lineage: Eukaryota; Viridiplantae; Streptophyta; Zygnematophyceae; Desmidiales; Closteriaceae
Source: the annotation of a GenBank genome assembly
AUGCGCGGCAUUGUGCUACAGAUAGGUGUCCUGCUCGUCGCGGCCUCGGUCGCGUCAGCAUGGUCAGGAGGUCAUCCCGCCUCGAUGGGCCAUCACGCAGCGGGCGUGGGGCACCAUCACGACCCGAACUUCCAACCCGACGACCCUCGCUACAAUAACAAUCACUUCCUCUUUCACCAGUCUGGUAACCAGCCGCCGCCUCUUUUUGACGCCGUCGCCGCUGUCGCAGCUGCUUGGGAGAUUCCUGCGUCGGAAGCGCCAAAAGUCGCGUCUGCCGAGGGUACUGCAACGAGCGAAGGAGGAGGAGCAGGAGCAGGAGGAAUGGCCACGAUUGCCGCCGCGGCUGGCGGAGGAGCAACCGGAGGAAACGAUAGGCCUGUGAUUAUAGGUCCAGUAGAUAUCGAGAGUCUUUUUCUCGCGGGAGCGGGCAAUGCGGCGGCAUCUGCGGGGCCGGCAGCGGCGAAGGGACCUCCAGGGCCGUGCUCAAGCCUUAAGAAAGUCUACAUUAUCAACGUGACGAAGGUUUCGCACCUGAGCACGCGAACCAUGCUCCCGCCCACCUCCACUGUUGUUCUCUACCUGAAAAACGACCUGGCGCUGACCAAGGGCCUUCUGUUCAACGCGCCGUACUCGUGCUCGAUUCUGAUGAGCGAGAAGUGGCCGGGGUUUACUAUAUCGAGUACGGACCUGGCGAACCCGGUGAUUCGCGUGUGGAACGCGAACAAUUUCGUGUCGAUGAACGUUAACUACAAACUGCCCGUGACGGAGGGCAGCCCGGAAUGCACGAACGUGCCGGAGCUAGGUUCAGGCGAGACGUGUCCGGCUGUGUCGGUGUACAAGUCAUAUGGAGUGCAGAUCGGCAUGGGCACGGUCUACGGACGAGUGGACGUGCUGAGGAGCAUGGUCGUGCGCAUAGACUCGCUCAAGGUCACGGGAGUGCCUGUCUUCAGCAAGUCGCCCGGCGCCAUCCGCGUUGCAAUGUCGGGCUACGGCCCUGACCUCCUGCGCGCUGGGAUCGUCAUCUCGAGCAACGAGGUCUACGGCGUGGACACCCCGAUCGUGUUGCACAGGGGCGCGGUCGGCAUAACCGUUAACAACAACUUCGUGCACAAUUUCAUUUUCGCGGGCAUUCGGUGCGGCGCGGACGUGCAUUACAGCGGCGACUGCAUGCUGACGCGGAUCAACUGGAACCGCGUGGUGGCUUCGGGGCGGAACACAAACGGGGACCACGACGCGGCGGGGAUCUAUUACUGCACGCACUGGUUCAACCCUGGUAACAGAGCGUUUUGCAACUAUGUAUUUAACGGAGAUCACUGCUAUUAUCUGGACUAUUGCACAUCUGGCGUGCUUGUAAGGGGCGGCGCUUGCAUCAACACGUACGACGGCAUGAAAGUGAAUAACGGCAAGAGAAACGUGAUCAAGCACGUUGCAAUGAAGGGCACGCAGGGAUCGCCUGGUUGGACCACAUGCUUUACAGUCACACUCAACAACUGCCUCAAGGACCCUGGGAGCUACUGGGAGGCCAUGCGCGCCAAAUAUUACAACACACCUGCGAUCAAUGCGAGGUGGCCCUGGAUGCAAAACGUCUGCAAGGAAACUUCUGCUUUUAAUGGAGUGCUGUGUAACCCACCUGGAGAACCGCCUGCUAGUGUCACGGGGGCCUGCAGCGGUUAUGGCACGGAUAACCUAAUUGACCUGAUCACAGUGAACACUUCUGGGAGGGCCCCGGAUUAUAAGUACUGCGAGAAGUACCCCGCUGUGCCGCGACUCAAUAAGGAGCAUAAUAUCCCGUCACAGGGCACCACCCCGAAUCCGUGGGCCAUCACGCAGCGGGCGUGGGUCACCAUCAUCAUUAUCACACCACCAGCCCGCACAACCACUCUUUCCCCCUCCUUCCCCCUCAUCUCCUCCCCCCGUUACAGUCACAGGGCAUCACCCGGCAUCCCCGCAGGAUACCAGCCAUCUAAGUCCCGCCCUCAAGGUGCCUGCUCGUCUCUCAAGAAAGUCUACAUAAUCAACGUGACCUCUGCUGCUGAUUUCGCCGCCCGCGCCUCCCUCCCGCCCACCUCCACCGUUAUUCUGUAUUUACGGAAUGAUUUGACCCUGCCGAAGGGGUUGUUUUUUCGGCGGCAGCAGUCGUGCACGAUACUCAUGUCUUCGAAAUGGCCUGGUUACACGCUCACGGGUGGUGACCCUACGUAUCCGGUGCUGCGCGUGUGGAACACGAAUAACUUCCUGUCGAUGAACGUGAAUUAUUACCUGCCGGUGACGGAGAGCAGUCCGGAAUGCACCACUGUGCCCGAGCUGGGGAAGGGAGUCACGUGCCCCACAAUCUCCAUUCAUCGCUCGUACGGCGUUCAGAUUGGCAAGGGCAACAUCUUUGGGCGGGUGGACGUCUUUAGGAGCAUGGGCGUGCGCCUGGACUCACUCACGGUCACUGGAGUGGCUUCCUUUGACAAGUCGCCUGGGGUGAUCCGAGUGGCCAUGUGUGGGUACGGGCCUGCGCUGCUGCAAGCCAACAUUAUCAUCUCUAACAAUGAAGUGUAUGGCGUGAACACCCCCAUCGUCCUGCACAGGGGAGCGGUCGGUGUUACGGUCACCAACAACUACAUCCACAAUUACAUUUUUGCGGGGAUUCGAUGCGGUGCAGACGUGCAUUACAGCGGUGACUGCAUGCUCACUCGCAUCAACUCGAACCUCGUGAUCUCCUCUGGGAGGAACCUGAACGGGGACCAUGACUCGGCGGGGAUCUACUACUGCACGCACUGGUUCAACCCUGGGAACUCCGCGCUCUGCAAUUAUAUCUUCAAUGGCGAUCACUGUUACUAUCUGGAUUAUUGCACGUCGGGCGUGCUUGUAAGGGGAGGAGCUUGUAUCAACACAUACGAUGGGAUGAAGGUCAACAACGGCAAGAGGAACAUAAUAAGGCACGUGGCAAUGAAGGGCACGCAGGGGUCGCUGGGAUGGACGUCGUGCCUCACAGUGACCAUCAACAACUGCCUCAAGGACCCCGGGAGCUACUGGGAGGCGAUGCGCGUUAAAUACUACAACAGCGACAGGAUCAACCGGCUAUGGCCUUGGAUGCAGGACGUGUGCAAGGAGACAUCAGCCAAUGGCGGUGUGCCAUGUAACCCGCCAGGUCAGCCCGGUGCUGACGUCACCGGAGCAUGCAGCGGCCUGGGAACCGACAAUCUCAUCGAUGUUGUCGCGGUCAACACCACCGAUUACGGCCUUGAUUGGAAAUUCUGCGAUAACUACACCAUUACGGAGCAAUUAAAUACGCAGAUCAACAUAACGCUGGAUCACCCUUAUGCUGCGGGGUUCAGGAAUUACAGGCGGAACGACUUGGGGCUGAAAAAAUCGUCGGUGAUUCUGAAGUACCGCCCGAAUUAUUUGAGCUGCCAGCUGGGGCUCACCGGACCGAGAAAGUUUUCGGAGAAGUCGUUUUAUAGGGGCUUUAACAUUCCCAUGCCAUGGGGUUUCCGGAAGGUUGUUAGGAUGGACACGAAGCAUAUUAUAGACCAGGAUUUGAUUACUUCGGCGGUUAGAGCUCAGAUGAAAGCGGCUGGUGAUGAUGGGGAGUAUUCAUGGCUGGGUAAGCCCUUUCUUGUAGGGAGCUAG